AUGGAAAUACAGCUCGCGGCGGCAGCAGUCCGCGCGCUCGAGGCAGCGCUCAAGCGGAAGCUCGAGGGGGAGGCGGUCGGGGACUUCAACGUCGACGCUGCGGCGGAAGCUUCCGCGCUCCUAAAGCGCGCGCGCGUCAACCCCGAGGGAGGCGCGGCUACGCAGAGCGGCAGGCCCGAGGCUGGCGCAGCAGGACGCGCCGACGGUUCUUCCGAUCGCGGGGAUGCUAAUAACGCUGACGCGAAUCGCGCAGAGAGUUCCAGAAGACCAGCUGCGGGCGGCAGCCGGCCGGCCGCGCGAGGUGGCGCCGAUGACGUCAUGCCGACGCGAUCUGAGCUGGAGGCGAUUUGGCAGUUAGUGCACUCGGGGUACUUCGCGGGCGGCGGGGAGGGAGAGCUGCGCGAGGGGCAGGGCGCGCACGAAGCGGCGGAUUUGGCGGGCGCUUCGGGCAGCAGAGGAGACGGGUCGUUGCCACGUGCCGUGGGAACGGCUGAGGUGGCAGCGCGAGAGGGAAGGGCGAUUCGGAAGGCCUGGGAGGAGUCUCUCUCCGCGCAAGGCGGGGGGGCGGGCGGAGGCGUGGGGGAGCGGGGCGGGAAGGCGGAUGAGUUUUUGGGCGGCGGGGGGCAGCAAUCGUCGAAGAAAGGGCAGAACCUGGGUCCCCAGGCCAUGGCCGCGCGGAUGCGGCGGGAGAGGGUGAAUGCGCGCAUGAGGGUGCUGCAGGGGCUGGUGCCGGGGGCGGCCACAAUGACCACAGAGAGCUUCCUGCUGGAGGCCGUUCACUACGUGCGCUUCCUGCUGCAGCAGGUCAUGGAGCUAUCAGAGCUCUACACCCCUCAGAACCGCAAUAGAGAGGAGGGGGAGGGGGAGAGUGGGGAGGCAGGGGAGGGUGCUGGAUGCAGCGCGGAGGGGGGGCCUGGGGGGAAGGGUGACGUGGACAGCGAGUUGAGGCGGGAAGGGCUGCGAUUGGUGCGUGUGGAUCGGCUGUUGCCGAUAGUGGGGCCUGCGCUGUUCCCGCCGUCUUUCGCGGUUGCUAUCUCACCCCUAAUGGCCGCCGUCGCCGCAUCGCUCGCGUCCGUAGCGUCCUGCGCCGUCAGCUCGGCGCGCUCUGCUGAAUCGAAGCCAUUGGUCCACGUGUCGCCCAUCAACAGGCUCAGGGUGUCGUACGCGAUCAGUCGGUCGCAGAGCCAGUCUCGUCGCACAUCGCUCACUGUCAGGGCGUCAGGUGAAUCUUCAGACACGCCAGCCACUGAUUCCCCUGCUGCCGCAGCUGCAGCUUCGGCAGGGAGCAAGCCCACACCUGAGGCCGCCUCGGCAGAGUCAACAUCAGCCUCGGGAGUGCCGGUCCUGACCAUAGUGGCCGGCUUCUUUCGAGCAACGAAUCUCGUCGUCACGCUCACGUCGUUACUAGUUUUCCUUAUUAUUCGCAUUUCACCUGGUGACGCGCGACUCAUGACGAAGGAUGACAGGAAGCGGAGAACGCGUGACGGGGACGACGGCGAGAGCGACGGAGAGGAGGAUGGGAAGGGGAGGCGGGGCGAGGAGGGAGGGAGGGAGAGGAAGGAGAGGAAGGAGAAGGAGCGAAAAGGAGGGCGACGGGAGAAAGGCGAGAGGCGACGGAAACGACGGGAGAAAAAGCGACGGUCUGUAAGCGACGAUGACGCCUCGAGCUCUGAUUGGUCGGGCUCCAGUCGUAAUAGCAGCGGUAGUGAGAGCAAAAGCAGCAGCGAUGCGGAUUCUGAUUCGUCGUCAGACGAUCGCAAGAAGAAGCGGCGGCGGGAGAAGCGGGAGAAGCGGGGAAAGGAGAAGGAGAAGCGGAGAAGGAAGGAAGGCGGGAGGGAGAACGAGCAGGACGGCGGUUCGGCAGAGGACCGGUUGGAGCGCGAUUUGCGGCGGAUGAUGCGGGAGUUCCCGUUGGACGUGUCGCACGAUCUCGUGCGCCUCCUCGAGCGCGUCGACGGCGGCGAGGCGGUGGACGUUGGCGGCGUCCCCGACCGCCGCCUCAAGAAGCUUCUCGGAAGCAUCUUCCGCUCGCUGGGGAUAGAUUCCCAAGGCAAGAGCAAAGGGAAAGGCGGUAAGAGUAAGCGCGCCUCGUCGUCCUCCCGCGCUUCGCUGUACCACCUUCCCAGUGCGGCUCCGCGCUGCCUGCCACGUGUCGUGCCGCUAGUGGCCAAUCUGCUGCAGAAUCUGCCGGAUCCCGAUGCUGCUGCUGUUGGGGCUGGUGGGGCUGGGGCGGAAAAUGGUGGCGGUGGGGGGAAGGGGGAAGAGCGCGGAGAGGGGAAGGAAGGCGGAAGCGACUUGGCGGAAGGGGGGUUGGGAAGGGGAGGAGACGAAGCGGCAGUGCCCCCCUCCUUCUGCACGGAGGGUUAUGCACCCCCCUCUGCACGCGCAACCUCCUCCCCCCCUGCACACGCGCCCCCUCCCCCCUCCUCAAGGAGCAUUCCCAAUUCCCCCCAAACCCCCCCUCCUCAACCCCCCUCCCUUUCCCAAUACCCCCCUACCACCAUGGGCCAGGCCAUGCUUGCAGCAGUACAGAUGGUCCUUACAUGUUUUCCCCCCAAUACCCCCCCUCCCUCCAUUUCACCCCGCUUCUCUCUCCCCCUGCAGCAGCACCGGCCCUGCCAUGACCACAGCAGCGCAGGGUCUUCUGACACGUUCCCCCGGUGCAUUGGCCCCGCCAUGCCCACAGCAGCGCAGCUGGCAGCUGCAGCGUCGCUCACCCGCGCCGUGGAGGAAAUGAAGGAGGCGGAGCAAGCAUUGCAAGACAGCCCUUUUGUGGGCCCCAUGCCCCCUGCCCUGGCUGCGGAAGCGGCCAACGCGACUCAGGCGGAGAAAUACGAGGAGGUGGAGCGCAUUCUGGACCCCGAGCUCACCGCGUACGCUAUCUUGGGGGUCACGCCUGCUGCUGGCGACGGCGAGAUCAAGAAGCGGUACUGGAAGGCGUCGCUCCUGGUGCAUCCAGACAAGUGCAGCCACCCGCGCGCUCAGGAGGCGUUUCUGCGGCUCAACGAUGCAGUGAACCGACUCAAGGACCCGACAAAGAGGUCAGUGGUGGAUGCGGAGAUUGCAGCCAGGGAAGAACGCAAGGCCAUGGAGGUGGAGCUGAGGGCGCUGAGGGAGGCGGCUGAGUGGCGCAAGCUCAGAG
This is a messenger RNA of Closterium sp. Yama58-4, 3142 nucleotides long. The record is from the annotation of a GenBank genome assembly. Lineage: Eukaryota; Viridiplantae; Streptophyta; Zygnematophyceae; Desmidiales; Closteriaceae.